Hypoxylon trugodes is the source of this 5482-nucleotide messenger RNA. RefSeq lists its product as uncharacterized. NCBI's taxonomy places the organism in Eukaryota, Fungi, Ascomycota, Sordariomycetes, Xylariales, Hypoxylaceae. Bases 361 to 5256 code for a protein of 1631 amino acids. Gene Ontology annotation, molecular function: protein binding. The transcript has a single exon. The record is from RefSeq and is a predicted model, not a curated record.
UCUUGCAAUGGAGGAUCGCGAGGCAAUUUGUCGUGUGCGACCUAGACUCUCAGCCGCCCGACAGCAGGUCACAUCGGGUUUUUGUGCCCUCUGCCUAAGAAGGAUUUUUCUGUUUCGCUUAUAGUGUAUACGAGCGGUUCUGAUUCAUUUGAUGUAUCGAUUCUUUUGAGUUCUUGGAUGUUGUUUUAUCUUGAUUUGCCUUCUUCUAUCGUGUAUUAGUCAACGAUUCAUCUCUGCGUGUUCCAAAUCCUCUCAUUACCAAGCGAGCGAGCGAGUGAUCCCAUUAGUACCGCGCGUACCUUUAUAUACCAUAUCCGACCAAAAAAGGCACUGUCGAGUUCGGGCUCGCUUUCUUCAAGCAUGUCUCUUCCUGCGGGAUGGGAAUCCGAUUAUGAGAACGGCCGAUGGGUUUACCGCUACAAAACAACGGGAUUGACACAAUACCAUUUCCCACGGCCGGGCGACGAAUUUCCUGAAUUAGUAGGGCUUGGUUUCGGUCCGCUCGACGUUCCGUCUAAUCACGAACUUACUGGUGGGCACCAAGUUGACGUACAAAGCACGCCGAAUGGAUUCAAUCAUGUUGAGUCUGAGGCAAGGCAACAUGGGGGUGGAGGGAGUCAAAUAGCAGCAAAUAAGGGAGGAGGUUCGAUGAGUGCUACUGGCUAUUUCGAUCCUGAUAUUGUCCCGUAUUUCGGCGAUGACGAUAUAAGUCCAGUCGGCGGCAAUGCGACUCCUGGGCUGACACCACAAACUAGUAAAAGUGAACCUGUAAUAGCGGAACUUCCUGAAGAAUCUAAACACGUCCAAUCUCCCGUCGGCUUUGUCGCCGAACUAGCUAGCGGCGAGACGGCAAAAUGCGCAGAGGAGUUGGCUCCAAUCGAAUUAGACGCGACUCAAAUAGCACCAGCUGCUUUGCAGAUCAAUAUUCAUCAGAAUGGUCCGGCAGAGCUACCAACACAUAGAAGUCCAGUCGAACAGAAGCAACCACCACAACAACCCGCCCAAGAGAAUACGCAACCCGUCGAUGACUAUCCGCUAUGCUCGGCUUCUUUCGCCGCAUAUCCCCCUUUAAAAACAGCCACGAGACCUGUUGACAAUACUGUUCACCAAACGAAUUCUUCGACUCAAGAGCAAAAAGUCCUCGCUUCUCAACGACCGACAGAGACCCAACCAGAGCAAAAUAAAUAUGAGACGUGGAAACCUGCGGAUGGAGUCGUCAGUGAGGAAAUGAGAAAUCCGAAUAGGCAGUCGAUGGCGCUUUCUGGUAUAUCGGUCCUUGAAUCUCAGAAUAGCGAUCUUGGGCCUAUGGACCAGAAGCGACAUUCUCUUUCGGGACCUUUACAGUCUUCAGGAGGAACUGCCGAUCUCCCUGGGAUUUUGAGACCGCCGUCUGGUCCGAAGAUGUCAACAUCCGCACCUGCGACUCCACCCCAGGUCGAAUCCUCCCCUAUUCCAGCUGCCUUACAACCUGCCGCAGCGCCAUUGAAAUUGUCCUCGUCGCAAGACAAUUCCCAGCAACAGCCUAAUGGGCAUCCUCGCCUGCCCGGAUCCGGGGCAAGGCACGAAAGCAUUUCUUCAGGCUCUGGAGUAUCUGCCCUCAAUUUAAACCCAUCUCAAGUUCCGCCGGCGCUCAAACCGGCUCAAAGUCUUCCAACUCCAGGUGCUCAGGGCCCCCAACAAAUGCAAGCGAAUGAUGUUCGUCCAGGUGCUCAUAGAGUCAACACUUUGCCGGCUCAUGUGUUGUCUCAUACUCCUUCGUCUUCGCCCCCUAAACUAGGGGGACCUGGGAUAUACGUCUUUCAGGAAAUACCUGCAGCCACGAGCUCAGCAGCACAACAACAUCAGAACAAGCCACACGGCUCUGUCAAUCCUAACUCGGGAAACCCAAACCAGCCUACAGAGCAAUAUCAUCCCAUCAUGAGUCAACCACUCCCCGUCAUUGCUCCAUUAUCCGUAUCUAGACCCCAGAAGCCGGCAAGCCCAGACAAGCCCUCAACGAACUCUAGCAUUUCCGACGGACCAAGGCCUCCCAAUUCUCAGUCGCCUGCGCCGAACACGCUAGCUGGUACUCAGACCACUGCUACACCUAGACCUUCAGUACAGAACAAUCAACAUAAUGGGAUAGGUCUGAUCCAGGGAAGUUCGGCUCAACCUACUUCUACCGCCCUUCCUUCACAGGGGAUGAACAUCCAGCAGCCACCACAGACAAAUCAUUCUGCUUCACCCCAGAGCUCUACUUCAAGUUCUCCAACCUUGCAACAGAAACUACCGCGAAAACCCUUGCUACCACAACGGCCCAAUUCUACGACUGGAAUAUCGCCGGGGCAACAAAUACAGGCACAGAAUCAUCGGCCUCAGUCGAUAUCUGGAUCAUCACAACAUCCAUCGCCAAUUCCCCAGAAUUCAACAAUGUAUGCUACGUCGCCAAAUACUCAUUCGCAGAGCCAACCAUCCGUAACGAACGGGUCUAGCUAUAGUCUAGCGAUGUCAAUCCAAGUUUCUAAUGGAGCCAAUUCCCCAGCUAGUGGUCAAGCUCAACCUGUAUCUACCCAGGCCGCCGUACCUAACCCUCAGAAUGCAGUGCAGAGGCCACAGGCGAAUCAGAACCAGAGGCCUCCAAGCACCCAACCAGGAGCAUACGCUGUCAGUCAACAGCCGAUGAUAGCAGGAAAUAUUGCAGGGCAACAUAAACCACAGUCGCCGCCUCCCGCAGCUCAAUCUGUAUCUCCACUUCAGAGCCAGGUGUCGUCACCAACUUCCUCAAUUAUCUCGAUGCAUCGUCCACCAUCUUCGGCAUCGUCGCACACCGUUUUCAGUGCGCAAGGGGUUGCGGCUCAGAACCGUCCACCCUCCACUAUUCAACAGAAUCCAUCUCAUGUCAUCAAACCCACAGGAUUACAGGGCAACGCACAGGUUAAUCAACCAGCUGGACCACCUGUUAAUAAUGCGUCAAAACCCUUCCCAAUGCUACCUGGACAAGUUAAGCCGAUGGCCUCCCAAGUUGGAUCAACUCCUAUGCCUAUGCAGGCUCAACAAGUUCAUCCUGCGCCGGCACAUGCCCAGUAUCCGCAAGGCCAGAUGACGCCGAUGAAGCCUCAGCAACAACCGCAGCAGCAAAUGAAUCUGCACAUGGCACAGGUAGGAGCGCAAAGACCACCCCAACAGCAACACAUACAGGGACAUCAGAUAUCUCCUUCAGGGCCCGCAAUACAUGGUCAGCCAAUACCAGCGGUAACACAACAUGGACAACCCCGUCCACCUGUACAUACAAUGCCGGUCCAGCAACAUAUACCUGUAAAUUUGGCAACACAAGUGCAGAAUCAAGCAUCGCAUAUACACCAGGGCACGGGUCAAGCCGGGCAAUCACCUAACGGGCAAUCGAUAAUGAAUUCAACGCAAGGAACUUCAUUCCAGCUCCAAGCAUCUCUUACGACACAGUCCUCCCAUACAGCAACAUCACAAACGCAGGGGGCGUAUGCAUCCAUUAAUGGUCAGCAUAUGGGGCAAGGGCAGCAGCAGCAACUUGCCCAAAUCCCUGGAUCCCAAUCUAGCUUGCCACCAAACUUCGGAGGCAAACAUUUUGACUCGGCUCAGGCCGCUGCUGCCAUAACCGAUGCUGGUAAGAAGAUGAAGAAAUGGGCUAAAAAGACAUGGAGCAAUCCAGCCGUAAAGCAGACUACAGUUGCUGUCGGUGGUGCAUUUAUGGGCGAGUCGUUGGGUGGAAAUGCAGCUGUGGGUGCUUCUUUAGCAAAUAAGAUAUACGCUUCUACUCAGGGUCAACAGCAAAAUGGCCAGCAACAACGACCUCCAGGGCCUCAACAUGCCCAUACCGCUCCACCUCAAGCCCAGAAUCUGCAAUCCCCGAAUGCUGUGCAUCCGAAUGUGCAGGCUAUGAAUCGGCCACCAUUACAACAGGGUAUGCAACCUAUGGGUGUUCAGACUCCAGGCCGACCGCCCGUCGUACAAAAUCCAGGUACAGUGGGGCAGACAAUGAACCAAAAUGCCUUGCAACAGCAGCAGCAACAGCAACAGGCGAUAAUGAACCAACAACAGCAACAAUACCAAAUAGCACGACCUCCUGUAGGGCGUCCCCCGAUUCCUCAGCAACAACAGCCUGUCGCUUUUGGUCAACCUGUCUAUCAAGCUCCUGUUGGCCAGCCAAUGUUCCAAGCACCUCAAGGCCAACAACCACUUUACCAGAUGCAUCCGAAUCAAGUCGGCUACCAAGCGCCUCUCGGUCAACAUCCAUAUCAAGCCGCUGGAGGCGUCGACCCCUAUACAGCUAUAGGUGCUACGAUGGGAGGCGCCUUAGCGGCAUUCGCUUCAAGUAAACCUGAUUCGUCGGCCCCGGCUAGUUCCCAGCACCAUACAACCGAGUCCCAACCUCAGGGACACCAUGCGGAACAAUCCGAACAGCACCAUGAGACUCAUUCCGAACCCCAACACGGAGGCAACUCCGAACAAGGUCAUGCAGAGCAGUCUGGGCAGUAUCACGGUCAAUCGGAACAUUAUUAUGACCCCUAUUCUGAGCAAAAUAAGACGGGUUAUUCCGAACAACACCAACAAAGUCAUUCUGAGCAACAUAAUAACGGUUACUCCGAGGAAAACCGCGAUACACAUUCCGAGCAGCCAUCCGACACACAAUUCAUGGUAGACAACUCGAACAACGAAAUAAACUACGCCCCGCAAGACACGACCGUCAUCAACCAAACAAUAAUCAACAACGUCGACAACUCGGCCACUCAAAUAAGCAACAACGACAUGAGUUACACCGACAACACGCAAAAUAUCGAUAAUUCAGCGACGCAGAAUAAUAACAAUGAUAUGAGCUAUAACGAUAACUCGGCAACACAAAUCAAUAAUAAUGAUAUGAGUUACAACGAUAACUCACAGAUGCAAAAUGUGGAUAUGACGAAUAUGAACAUGGUAUACGCAGACUCGACGACGUAUAUGGAUAAUUCUACCAAUGAAGCGAAUGCGUAUGCAGAGUCGAAUUAUGUGGAUCAGUCUAAUAUGGAUAUGAGUAUGGAUAUGAACAAUGAAGUUAAUGCGUUCGCGGAUGCUUCGUAUGUAGAUUCUUCGUAUGCCGAGACGGCGUAUGUAGAUGCUUCGUAUGUUGAUACUACGCAGGUUGGUAUGGAUAUGGGUAGUGCGGAGUAUAUGGGGGAUCAGACGGGUAUGAUGGGUAUGGAGGAGAGUGUGAGUGUGGAUGUUGGUACGGUGGAUUAUUCGGGUGGUGAUUGGGGUGAGUGGUGAUGAUGAUGUCUUGGUUUAUUGGUUUGGAUAUUGGAUCUUGAGCGUUUUCAUUAUGCAUUGUAUUGAGCUAUUUGAUUUUGGAACGAUACCAUUGCAGUAUUUAUCGAGUAUAUGAAAAAGAGCGAGCGAAAUUUAGGUUGUUAUAUACUUUCAAUACAUCAUCUGGUUGUCUGUCACCCCCUUUCUUGUUACACACGCCAUGGCAUGAACCACAUCUAGUUACGCU